Messenger RNA from Ylistrum balloti, 1203 nucleotides. Its product is annotated as synaptic vesicle membrane protein VAT-1 homolog-like. The transcript is spliced from 9 exons. NCBI's taxonomy places the organism in Eukaryota, Metazoa, Mollusca, Bivalvia, Pectinida, Pectinidae. Gene Ontology annotation, molecular function: oxidoreductase activity. Bases 1 to 1203 code for a protein of 400 amino acids. The record is from RefSeq and is a predicted model, not a curated record.
AUGUCAGAAGAAACGGCACCAGAGAUGACUACUGAGACUAAAACAGAGGAAACUGGACUUCCCGAACCCGCAAAGAAACCACAAAUGAGGGCUAUCACCCUUACGGGAUUCGGUGGACUGAAGAUGCUGAAGACUGUACAGAAGGAUGUGGCAAGUGUGAAGGAAGGCGAGAUUCUGAUCCGAGUGAAAGCCUGUGGACUUAACUUCCUGGACUUAAUGGCAAGACAGGGCGUUAUCGACAGCCCUCCGAAAACUCCGUCGACUGUUGGGUUCGAGUGUUCUGGUGAGGUGGAAGCUAUCGGUCCCAAUACCAGUGGGUUCGAAAUUGGUGACCGCGUGAUCGGGUUCUGUGACUAUGACGCUUGGGCGGAGUUUGUCGCCAUUUCCGCUCACUAUGUCUACAAAAUGCCAGAAAGAAUGAGUUUCCAAGACGGCGCUGCACUAGCCAUGAAUUACCUGGCUGCUUACAUGAUGCUGUUUGAUAUCGGAAACUUGAGACCUGGAAACUCUGUCUUCUGUCACUCUGUCGGAGGGGGCGUGGGACAAGCAAUCUCCCAGUUGUGUCGGACGAUUAAUGAUGUCACACUGUUUGGGACAGCAUCAUAUUACAAACUGGAGUCAGUCAAGGACAAUGUCACUCACCUGUUUGACAGGGUAGUGGACUACUCUCAGGAGGUUCGAAAACUUUCACCAGAGGGUGUUGACAUAGUCCUUGACUGUCUCUGUGGGGAUGACACCAAUAAGGGUAUCUCUCUUCUGAAACCUAUGGGCAAAUAUGUUUUAUAUGGAUCCUCGAAUGUGGUGACAGGAGAAACAAAAAGCUUCUUUAGUUUUGCCAAAUCUUGGUGGCAGGUUGAUAAGAUAAGUCCUAUCAAAUUGUACGAUGAGAACAAGAGCAUUGCUGGCUUCCAAUUGAGGCAGCUUGUCUUCAGACAAGGUCAACACGAGUAUGCCCGUAAGGUGAUGAACCACCUCAUACAGCUGUACUCGGAGGGCAAGAUCCGACCAAGGAUUGACUCGGCCUGGGCAUUUGAGGAUGUUGGUGAUGCCAUGCAGAAAAUUCAUGAUAGGAAAAACAUUGGAAAAAUUAUUCUUGAUCCAAGUUUGGAACCAAAAGUCAAGCCAGUAGCCCAAGGUCAAGCUCGGACCCACACGGACAGUACAUGUAGUGAUGAAAAGGAACCAGUGGUCAAUGGGGAAUAG